Debaryomyces hansenii CBS767 is the source of this 1296-nucleotide messenger RNA. RefSeq lists its product as uncharacterized. NCBI's taxonomy places the organism in Eukaryota, Fungi, Ascomycota, Pichiomycetes, Serinales, Debaryomycetaceae. The record is from RefSeq and is a predicted model, not a curated record. The transcript has a single exon. The coding region runs from base 1 to 1296 and encodes 431 amino acids.
AUGUUCAGGUUAUUGUUUAUCAUAUUCCUUUCUAUUGAAAUUAUAAGAGCAAGUUGGUAUUUUAAAGAACCAAAAAUUUGUAAUCCGAAACAAAAUGGACUUUUUCCUUUUACAGGCUUUAAAAUAUAUCGCCAGUACAAGAUAGAAGGUUAUCUUCCUACUUCCCUACACUCUAUCUCUAUUACACAUUGUGAUCACGGUAAACCAGACUAUGAGAAACAAGUUUUGACUACAUCCAGUAUUGAUAUAGAUUGGAACAAACCAUUUUGUAUUUUGAAACCAGAUUUCGAGAAUAAGAGACUUCCAAAGCCAACGGAUAAAGUGUACAAUUUAUACCAGAAUAAUAACAAUAUAUCGAAAGGAAAUAUGAUAUUAGAUAAUAUGUCUGGUGAAAAGCCUUUGGAAGGGGCCAGCGUGUCGUUGAAAUCCAAAAUAUCUGAAGUUGGAAAAAAUUUAAACAACUUGUUAGAAGCAUCUGUUGAUAAUAUUUUGGAAAAGGUUAUUAAUGGCAAGCAUGUUCAGUAUACAAGUAAAAAGGCCACAGAACAUGUUGAAGAUAUCCGUAAUUCUGAUCCACGCUCUUCUUUGGAAUGGGAGUCAAGGAACUUGGUAUGCUAUAAAAUGGCCCGCAGAAAGAAGUAUGCAAAACGAAAUAUUCUUUUCUAUAUCCCGUACACUUUUGUUGGUGGAUUGUUUGAGUGUCCCAUUCCUGACAAUAGGAAAAAGGAGAUAUUUUCUGCUUUUCAAUCUGGAGAUUUCUUGAAGAACUUCGAUUUUAAAUGUGAUCAUUCGCUAGCUAAGCCGGUUGCGCCAUUGAUUGCACAAGACAGCACUAAGCAGUGGAUAGAUACAAAAUUUAAUCCAUUAAACCCCGUACUAAUUCAAAGAAUUCCUUAUCUAUCAACGGCCUCGGUAUUUGACAUGAGGUUUUCAACUAGUGAUACGCCUGAUAUGCUUCGAGAUACCUGGGCAAGUCAAAUAGAUGUCAAUGAGGAAUAUACAUAUACGGACCUUGAGUUGAACGUAAUCUCGCAAGCGAUCGCUCUAUCUGCUGAUUAUUUCCAUAAAACGUUUCGACCUUUGGAUUUAUCUGGAGUAUUUCAUGACUUGGUUCUUUUGAGAUCUUCCAACGGCAUACAGAAUUCACAUGUAGCGAUUCAAACUUUUAUCAUAAGCACAUUUAAAAAGUUGUCUCUUGAUCAAAAAAUAAAUAUAUUAUUGUCUUCAAGAAAAGCUGAAGAAUCGAUGCUUCAUUUACGUAAAUUACAGAGAACGUGGGAUAAUCUAGUUACUUAG